Messenger RNA from Salvelinus namaycush (lake trout), 756 nucleotides. Its product is annotated as TLC domain-containing protein 2-like. The transcript has 5 exons. The record is from RefSeq and is a predicted model, not a curated record. Gene Ontology annotation, cellular component: plasma membrane. Gene Ontology annotation, biological process: membrane assembly; phospholipid homeostasis; plasma membrane organization. The coding region runs from base 1 to 756 and encodes 251 amino acids. Lineage: Eukaryota; Metazoa; Chordata; Actinopteri; Salmoniformes; Salmonidae.
AUGGAGUUGAAUUCAGUGAUUUUGACGGCGGGUGGCUCUAUUGGAUUUUUUAAACUUGUCAAUUGUGGUGUCAGUAAACUCCCUAUACCUGAGUCUGCUUGCAGAAACGCCUGGAAAUGGAGAAAUGUAUGCACAUCUUUCACACACAGUCUGAUAACUGGGAUAUGGGCUGUACUGUGUUUUUUCGUACACCCACAGAUGGCCGAAGAUUUGAUAGGAACCCAUUCUGUGUUCUCGCAUGCGUUGGUUUCUGUAUCAAUCGGUUACUUCAUCUAUGACUUCCUUGAUAUGGUGCUUAACCAGAAGAUGAUCCUGUCAUGGGAGCUCCUAUUCCAUCACACAGUGGUGAUCAGCUGUUUCGGCAUCGCCGUCCUGACCGGUCGCUAUGUUGGAUUUGCUGUGGUCGCCCUCCUGGUUGAGAUCAACUCUGUGUUCCUCCACCUGCGGCAGAUCUUACGCAUGGCCAGCCUAGCAGCGGGCGACCUCUACCGCAUCAACAGCAUGGUCAACCUAGGUACCUACGUGGUGUUCCGGAUCAACACCCUGGCCUGGAUGACCCGCUGGCUGGUCCUGAACCGGGAAAACGUCCCCCUGUUCAGCUACACAGCUGGGAGUGUAGGGCUUGCCAUCAUGACCGCCAUGAAUAUAGUCCUGUUCUACCGCCUGCUGAGGUCUGACUUCCUCAAGAGUAGUGCACCCAUGCCCACAGAGGUUAAAGAGAGUAGAGGGCAAGGAGAGGGAAAGAAGGAGAUGUAG